AUGCAACAGCUCUCCUCGCGAUCAGCGGAACGAGAGACCCCAGCCACGGGUGAUAGGGGUUAUAAUUCCGAAAAGCCGUCUCCCCGGACCUGGCCUCUCUCUGACACGUGGUCCGGAGCGUCGACACCUCGACGACACGAUCACCAGCACUCACCUCUUGCUUCCUGCGUCCCUCCUCGCAUCGACGACCUCGGCCGUCAACAAGCGACUGCAGUCGACAGAUUCCCUUCGACCUUUUCCUUCUCCCGACGCCGCCGCCGACUCGCGCCCAACAUGGACCCAUCGGCGACGUGCUACACCGUCAUCCACGAUGACCUGAUCGACGCUCCGUCAUCGCAGGACCUCCGCAAUGCCCUCCAGAAGGGCUCUGAUGAGGUCAAGCUGGAGACCAUGCGUCGUAUCAUCGUCGGCACUCUGAACGGUCAGAGCCACCUGAAGCAGGAGAUGAUCCUCGUCUGUAACGCCAUCCGAAAUGACCUACAGCACCCCAACGAGUACAUUCGCGGCGCGACGCUCCGUUUCCUGCAGAAGGUUCGCGAGGCUGAGCUGCUCGAGCCCCUUGUUCCGACUGUUCGCCAAUGCCUGGAGCACCGACACUCCUUCGUUCGCAAGAACGCCGUCAUGUCCGUUUGGACCAUUUACCAGGACCACGAGCACCUGAUUCCCGAUGCUCCCGAGCUUCUUGACACCUUCCUCGCUGCCGAGUCCGACUCGACGUGCAAGCGCAAUGCUUUCACCGCCCUCUGCCACAUUUCCCAGCCGACUGCUGUUCGUUACCUCCUCAGCCAGGCGGACCAGGUCUCCGGCAUGGACGAGAUCAUGCAGAUGGCCGUUAUCGAGCUCAUCCGCAAAGACGCCCGCGGAGAGGGCGGCCACAAGGCGAAGUGGAUCCGUCUCAUCUUCGAGCUUCUCAACUCUCCGUCGCAUGCUGUCAAGUACGAGGCGGCCACGACCCUUACGUCGCUUACCCAGAACCCGGCUGCCAUUAAGGCUGCCGGUGCCGCGUUCGCUGAGCUCAUUGUGAAGGAGGCCGACAACAACGUUAAGCUUAUCGUUCUUGACCGCUUCGACGCCCUUCGCUCCAAGCACGAGCACGUUCUCGAUGGCAUGGUCAUGGACAUCCUCAAGGUCCUCAACAGCCCCGACAUGGAGGUCAAGCGCAAGGCUGUUGGUAUCGCGCUCCAGAUGGUGACCAGCCACAACGUCGAAGACGUUGUCCUGUUCCUGAAGAAGCAGCUGCAGUCUACCCUCGACCAGGACUUUGACAAGAACGUCGAGUACCGACAACUCCUUAUCCAGAGCAUCCACUCCUGCGCCAUCAAGUUCUCUGAGGUCGCUGCCAACGUCGUUUACGUUCUUAUGGACUUCCUCGGAGACUCGAACAACCCUUCCGCCGUCGACGUUAUCUCCUUCGUCCGCGAGGUCGUCGAGAAGUUCCCCGACCUCCGUCCGACCAUCACCGAGAAGCUUGUCCAGACCUUCAGCGAGAUCAAGUCCGGCAAGGUCUUCCGCGGCGCCAUGUGGAUUGUCGGAGAGUACUGCACUGGCGCUGCCGACAUCAAGCGCGCUAUCUUUGAGCUCCGCAAGGUUAUCGGAGAGGUCCCCAUUCUUGCUUCGGAGCAGCGAUUGCUCGAUGAAGCCGAGGCUGCAGACGAGGCCGCCCAAGCCGAGAAAGAGCCGGAGCAGCCGCAGGCCGUCACGAAGACUCGCGUCCUCGCCGACGGUACCUACGCAACCGAGACCGUUUACACCUCGACCGCCGCCACCGCCCGUUUGGAGCAAGUCCGCGCGGCUGCAAAGCCCCCUCUGCGUGCUCUCAUCCUCGGAGGCGACUACUUCACCGCCACCGUCCUCGCCUCCACGCUCACCAAGCUGGUGCUUCGCUUCCAGGAGCUGCAUUCCGACGCCCAGGCGUUCAACCAGCUGCGUGCCGAGGCAAUCCUCAUCAUGACCUCGAUCAUCCGCGUCGGCCAGUCCAAGUUCGUCUCGGUUCCCAUCGACGAGGACUCGCAGGAGCGUAUCAUGAACUGCAUUGAGUCUCUUGCUCAGCUGCAGGACUCGAAGCCGGUGCACGAGAUGUUCCUGAAGGACACUCAGGCUGCCUACGCCAAGAUGCUCGCUGCUGAGGAGAAGAAGGCUAAGGCGAAGAAGGACCUCGAGAACAAGAAGUCGCAGGUGCAGGCGGACGACCUCAUCCAGUUCAGUCUUCUGCAGACAAAGAACCUGGACGGCGAUGAUGACGACCUUGACGUUGAUGUCGUCCGGGCAACGGGUGCGACCGAGGUCAAGGACGACUUUGUCUCCAAGCUGGCGCGGAUAGUCCAGCUUACUGGUUUCUCGGACCCCGUCUACGCUGAGGCUGUUGUCAACAUUCAGCAGUUCGACAUCAUGCUCGACGUUCUCAUUGUCAACCAGACCAACGAGACCCUCCAGAAUCUCACCAUCGAGUUUGCCACCCUGGGAGACCUCAAGCUUGUUGAGCGACCAGCGCCCCACACUCUUGGCCCCCACGGCUUCCACAACAUCAAGGCUACCAUCAAGGUGUCCUCAACCGAGACUGGUGUCAUCUUCGGCAACAUUGUGUACGACAAGCAGGGCGCCUCUGACGCGAGUGUCAACAUUGUCCUCAACGAUGUCCACGUCGACAUCAUGGAUUACAUCAAGCCGGCGUACUGCAACGAGGCGCAGUUCCGCAGCAUGUGGACUGAGUUCGAAUGGGAGAACAAGGUCAACGUCAACACGCAGAUCUCCGACCUGCGCACGUACCUCGACCACAUCAUGAAGUCGACGAACAUGGCGUGCCUCACGCCGGAGGCCGCUCUCAGCGGAAACUGUGACUUCCUGUCGGCGAACCUCUGCGCUCGCUCACUAUUCGGCGAGGAUGCGCUCGCAAACCUCUCGAUCGAGAAGACGGAGGACGGCUCGAUCCAGGGCCACGUUCGUAUCCGCUCGAAGACGCAGGGCAUUGCGCUCAGCCUCGGAGACCGGAUCACGAUCCUGCAAAAGACGCUGAAGGCGUAA
Molecule: messenger RNA, 3021 nt
Organism: Trichosporon asahii var. asahii CBS 2479
Lineage: Eukaryota; Fungi; Basidiomycota; Tremellomycetes; Trichosporonales; Trichosporonaceae
Product: ER to golgi family transport-related protein
Exons: 3
Coding region: 1-3021 (1006 amino acids)
Biological process (GO): endoplasmic reticulum to Golgi vesicle-mediated transport; intracellular protein transport; intra-Golgi vesicle-mediated transport
Cellular component (GO): COPI vesicle coat; cytoplasm
Molecular function (GO): structural molecule activity
Source: RefSeq, a predicted model, not a curated record